Naegleria lovaniensis is the source of this 1368-nucleotide messenger RNA. RefSeq lists its product as uncharacterized. NCBI's taxonomy places the organism in Eukaryota, Heterolobosea, Eutetramitea, Acrasida, Naegleriidae. The transcript has a single exon. The coding region runs from base 1 to 1368 and encodes 455 amino acids. Gene Ontology annotation, molecular function: transcription coactivator activity; chromatin DNA binding. The record is from RefSeq and is a predicted model, not a curated record.
AUGCCCACACUCGUUCCGCUAUGGUCGUUGUGUGAUCACGGAGAGUUUCAAGUCAUUCCUUUCAAAGAGGGAGGUUGUUCGGCGUGUGCAGCACAAGGAUUAAAAAGAUUUGAUGCUGUAAAAUCAGGAAAUUUUAAAUUUGUUACAUUUGGAAAAUCAAAGGCUUCAUCUUCAAAUUACCGAGGAGAUGUUUUGUGGUGGUACAGCGAAAAGGAUCAUCAAUCUACUACAAAGAAAAAGAAAAAGCCAACUUCAAUUCCACAAGAUGCGGAAGGAACCAUCAAAGUAUUAGAUCAAAAUGUAAAGCUUAUUGACGAACAUCGACUAACGGAUAUUAUUGAAGUCACAGAAAGACACGAAAAACCUCACUUUUACUCGACAUCAUUGAAUGAAUUUUGGUCCAUGAUUUAUCAUUAUGGCUCGAUUGAAGAGUGUUUGAAACAUGUUGAGGAAGCAGAGUGGGAAGGAAGUGAUGAUGACGAAGAAAGAGCCAGAAAAGAUGCGUUUGCAGAUUUAUUUAGUUCAAUGAUGGGCGGUUAUGGAGACAGCGAUGAAGACGAAUAUUACGACGAGGAUGAAUAUGACGAUGAGGAUGAAUACUAUGAAGAUGAUGACGACGAUUAUGAUGAAGAUGAAUAUGACGAGUAUUAUGACGAAGAUGAGGACGAAUACGACGAAGAGGAAGACGAGGAAGAUGAGGAAGAUGAAGAAAUUGAAGAUGACUUUGGCUAUGACAUUAGUCGUAUGCACCCUGACGAUAGAGCACACAUGAGAAAGUUACUAAAUCCACAGACCUAUAUGAAAUCUCCAGAGAGUGAUAGACCUUACAAUCAUCCAGAGUGGCUUAAUUUCUUUUAUCAAAACUCUGUGCUCAAAAAUACCAUGGAUCGCACGAGCAGAAAAUCCAGUACAGCACCCAAGCAAAAACAAAGUAAGAAGGAUGCAGAGCAGGAACGUCAAAAAGCUGAAAAGGAAUUGUUUGAUUUACUCGAGAAGGAGGAGAAGGAAAAGAAGCAGAAACAAAAGCAGCAACAGCAACAACAGCAAACUUCCAAGAAAAAUAAGAAGAAUCAACAACAAGCAAAACAGAAAAACACUUCUCAACCAUCACAAAAACAACAACCAAAGCAAGCUCAACAAAAAUCGUCACCCCAAAAGGAACAACAAGCUCAACAACCUAAAACUUCACCGCAACAACCAACACAACAGCCACAACAACCUAAACAAACUCAACAACCAAAAUCGUCACCCCAAAAGGAACAAGCUCAACAAUCUCAGCAACAAAAAUCUCAACACACUCAACAACAACAACAACCCAAUAAGAAUGUCCAGACAGGAUCAUCAAAAAAGAAGAAGAAAAAACAUUAA